AUGGCUGGCCCACCCGUCGUAAUGGACUCGCCCGCGUCCGUGACAAUCUCGCGUCCCGAAGAAAACGUCUGGGUCCUCAGUAUGGAGCGUAAGCCCGACAACCGACUUUCUAUGGAGAUGCUCGCUCUCCUCGCGAUCAGGCUGGACGAGAUUGAGGCUGAGUGGCGGCAGAAGAACGAGGGCAAGGAGGAUGCGGACAAGGUUGGCGGCGCGGUGGUUUUCGACUCGCACGUCCAGAAGUUCUGGAGUAAUGGGUUCAUUCCAGUCUUUCUGACUCGGCCGGGAUUCAAGGACCAAUACGUCACUCCCCUCCUCAUUCGCAUACUCAACUAUCCGCUCGUGACUGUCGCCGCUAUUUCCGGGCACUGCUUCGCUGGCGGCAUGCUCCUCGCCCUCACCUGCGACUUCCGCAUCAUGGGCACAAAGUCGGGCUGGAUGAGCAUGAACGAGCUGCUGAUCGGCCUGCCCCUUCAAACCGGCUCGGGCGCAGUCCUGCGUGCCAAACUCACGCCCAAUGUCCUCCGCGACACGAUGAUGGGUAAGCGCUGGACCGCACACGAGGCACACGCAGCGGGCUUUGUCGACGAGACUGUCAGUAAUGAGGAAGACCCCGCCGCCGUCACUGGGCGCGCGAUCGAAGUCGCACAGGAACACCUUCCCAAGGUCGCUAUGGGGGCUUGGGGCCAGAUCAAGAAGGGCCUGUACUCUUGGGUCGGGGACACCAUGCUCACCAACCCACCCGGUCUGUAUCCGAAGGAGGAGGGCGUUGCGUUUUUCGACCGCCUGGAGAGACGCAAGGCCAACUUGUAG
Cutaneotrichosporon cavernicola is the source of this 810-nucleotide messenger RNA. RefSeq lists its product as uncharacterized. Gene Ontology annotation, molecular function: delta(3)-delta(2)-enoyl-CoA isomerase activity. Gene Ontology annotation, cellular component: peroxisome. The record is from RefSeq and is a predicted model, not a curated record. Lineage: Eukaryota; Fungi; Basidiomycota; Tremellomycetes; Trichosporonales; Trichosporonaceae. The coding region runs from base 1 to 810 and encodes 269 amino acids. The transcript has 3 exons. Gene Ontology annotation, biological process: fatty acid beta-oxidation.